AUGGGUUCAGGAUUGUUCGGAUGGCAAAGGAGAGUCAACCUUUGCACUGCGACCCUUGGACAGGGCUCAGAGAGCCCUGAGUCCCAAAUUAAUAGGAGUGGGGAUGCCAUCCCAGGACUCUUGCCUCUUUUGUCCACUCUGCUGUGUUGUAUUGGGUCACUCGUCAGGUGUUCAGGUUAUAUAUGUGUUCCCUGCAGAGCCAGUGAAGGGCAUGUUUAUAAACUUACUUGGAAAAAAGAAUCAGCAAGUAACGUUCUUGGUCACUGGGUAGAUACGGACUCCUGUUUCUAUCUGAUUUUCCAAAUCUCCAGGUCAUUGUGGUUCCCUUCUGACCUAGCCGAGCUGCAGGAGCUCUCCGAGGUCCUUCGAGAGUACCGGAAGGAGCAUGAGGCCUAUGUGUUCUUGCUCUUCUGCAGCGCCUACCUCUACAAACAGGGCUUUGCCAUCCCUGGCUCCAGUUUCCUGAACGUUUUAGCCGGCGCCUUGUUUGGGCCAUGGCUGGGGCUUCUGCUCUGCUGCGUGCUGACCUCAGUGGGUGCAUCGUGCUGCUACGUGCUGUCCAGUGUUUUUGGCAAGCAGCUGGUGGUCUCCUACUUUCCUGAUAAAGUGGCCCUGCUGCAGAGGAAGGUGGAGGAGAACAGAGACAGCCUGUUCUUCUUCUUACUGUUUCUGAGACUUUUCCCCAUGACACCAAACUGGUUCUUAAACCUCUCGGCCCCAGUUCUGAACGUACCCAUCGUGCAGUUCUGCAUCUCAGUCCUGAUCGGUUUGAUCCCGUACAAUUUCAUCUGUGUGCAGACUGGCUCCAUCCUGUCUACCCUCAGCUCCCUGGAUGCGCUCUUCUCCUGGGAGACCGUCCUGAAGCUCUUGGCCAUGGCCCUGGUGGCCUUAGUUCCUGGAACUCUCAUUAAAAGAUUCAGCCAGCAGCACCUGCGAUUGAAUGAGAAGGGGGCUGCCAGUUACAUAAAGAGUAGAAAAGACACGUGAUCUGGAUUUUCCAUUGGUUCACCUUUUCCCUCAAGUCUGUUGCUGAUUUGCAUACUGGAUGUGGUUCAUGAAGCCAUUGAUCUUGGAAAAGGGCUCUUUGCUCUGGAAGGGGGAUUGUGUAAAGCUCAUUCCACAGAAAACUCAGGAUGGUUGGUCAGUUGGGUUUGCCUCUUGCCUGCCCCUGGCAGCCUUGGGACAAGGUGGUUGUCCCUGUCCAGAGCACAGGCUGUGUGGCAGUUGUUCAGGUUACGGAAGCCAGGGCUGACUGGGAACCCACAUUGCUGAUGCGGCCCUUCUCUUCUGUCAGUCUCUCAGAGAAUGUUUGUUCUGUACUUUGUUGCUGAUGAUCUACCUCUUCCGUAAGCCAAGGGAAUCAAGUGGAUGAAUGACCCAGGACUUCCACAUAUUGCUCAGAUGCACAGUGACUUUUGUGAUGCUCUUAUGUUCAGUCCCCUGGUGUCCAUGUAUGUCACAUCUGCUGGCUCUCUGCCCUCACAAUUAAGCUGAUUGCAAACAGACUAUUAAAAAUUAAUGGAACACACUCUGUGUCUUGUGGAUAUG
Fukomys damarensis (Damara mole-rat) is the source of this 1548-nucleotide messenger RNA. It is a transcript of the gene Tmem41a, whose product is annotated as transmembrane protein 41A. The transcript has 5 exons. Lineage: Eukaryota; Metazoa; Chordata; Mammalia; Rodentia; Bathyergidae. The record is from RefSeq and is a predicted model, not a curated record. Bases 1 to 987 code for a protein of 328 amino acids.